Molecule: messenger RNA, 1029 nt
Organism: Exophiala dermatitidis NIH/UT8656
Lineage: Eukaryota; Fungi; Ascomycota; Eurotiomycetes; Chaetothyriales; Herpotrichiellaceae
Exons: 1
Coding region: 1-1029 (342 amino acids)
Source: RefSeq, a predicted model, not a curated record
AUGAGCGGAUCUCGAAAGAGCGAGAUCGUGAACGUGUACCUGCCCAUGAUCGAUGGACUUAUAGUCCAAGCCUGCACCUUCGCCGACGACUUUCCUCCGCCCACUGCCGGGAUCCCGCCUUUCUACAAGCUUCAUUUUGGCCUGGAGAAAGUACACUCGAUAUCAAACUGGAAGGACGCCUUGGAUGCCAUCAUAUCACUGUUGCGAUGUGUUUUGAGAGUCACCUCAGAUCCAGUAUUCUAUACCGUGGGCAAAGCAGAAGUUGCUGGAGCACUUGACCGCUUUGCUGUAAAGCUGGUAGAGCUACAAGUCACAGGAAGUCCACCGUCCGAUGGCAUGACUGAGGAAGAGGAGUACUCGCAUCUUCGUCUGCAUCAUCGCGUGGCAACCAUUAUGCUGCACACCCUUGCCGAGGAGGACGCGACAGUCCAUGACAGAUAUAUUCCCGACUUCCUGCUCGUUUUGGAGCGGUGUGAGCACAUCAUCGACAGACGGGCUUCUGUCCCGGAAGAAGACCUUCCCAACAUCAGAGGACCAACGCUGGGCAUCCUGCCUCCGUUGUUCUUCGUGGCCACGAAAUGUCGCAACCAUACCAUCCGCCACCGGGCAUUGAAGCUGUUACAUGGAACCUUACUCAAUGAGCGCGAGUGGACUAGUUGCAUGGCAACGAUGAUGGCCAAGUUCGUCGUUGUACAAGAGGAAAAGUUGAAUGGUAUCAUGCCCGGCGAUGAACCCGACCUGGUCAAGGUGCGACUUCGACUGCAUGAUAUUGACUUCUCGAGCAGCAAGCAUACGAUGCAUCUGGGAUACUUCCUUCAUGUCGACGGGAAACCUCGCGAGUAUUGCUGUGUCACACUUCCCUAUAUGUCACACCCUUCCGUGCAGAAUAACGGUGUCAAUACUUUGAUGUCUAGAAAAACUCUGAGGGCGUGUGGUUACAGCAGCAUCAUCCUAUUUGCCCCGCCCAUCGAUUGUCAUUGUGUUGACCACGAUGAGCCGGGCCUUUGUCGCAUAGAAGAGAUCGCUUGA